Oreochromis niloticus (Nile tilapia) is the source of this 1486-nucleotide messenger RNA. It is a transcript of the gene fah, whose product is annotated as fumarylacetoacetate hydrolase (fumarylacetoacetase). The record is from RefSeq and is a predicted model, not a curated record. Gene Ontology annotation, biological process: homogentisate catabolic process; L-phenylalanine catabolic process; L-tyrosine catabolic process. Lineage: Eukaryota; Metazoa; Chordata; Actinopteri; Cichliformes; Cichlidae. Gene Ontology annotation, molecular function: fumarylacetoacetase activity. The transcript is spliced from 10 exons. Bases 22 to 945 code for a protein of 307 amino acids.
UAUUUGUUAAAGAACACAUCCAUGCCAUUCAUGAACUGUCUGUUUUUUAUAGGUGACUACACGGACUUCUACUCCUCCAGAGAUCAUGCCACUAAUGUUGGGAUCAUGUUCCGGGGAAAGGAGAACGCUCUCAUGCCAAACUGGUUGAGGCUUCCUGUGGGAUACCAUGGUCGGGCAUCAUCAGUGGUUGUUUCUGGGACUCCCAUCCGCCGCCCUUCAGGCCAGAUGAGGCCUGAUCAGACAAAACCUCCAGUGUUUGGCCCAUCUAAGAAGCUGGACAUUGAACUGGAGAUGGCAUUCUUUGUUGGAGGAGGUAAUCCGCUAGGGGAACCAAUUCCUAUCCAAAAAGCCCAUGAACACAUCUUUGGAAUGGUACUCAUGAAUGACUGGAGUGCUAGGGACAUCCAGGCCUGGGAGUAUGUUCCAUUGGGACCUUUCCUGGGGAAGAAUUUUGGGACAACUAUUUCACCUUGGGUCGUCCCCAUGGAGGCACUGUUACCCUUUGCUGAGCCUAACCCCAUUCAGGAUCCAGAACCCCUCCCAUACCUGCAACACAAUGAUGCGUAUACUUUCAAUAUUAAUCUGUUUGUUUCACUAAAAGGCAAAGGCAUGGCUGAAGCUGUGAACAUCUGCAGAUCAAACUUUAAGUACAUGUACUGGACCAUGAAGCAGCAGCUUACCCAUCACACAGUCAAUGGUUGCAAUGUCAAACCAGGAGAUCUGCUCGCUUCAGGCACCAUCAGUGGACCUGAUCCAGAGAGCUUUGGCUCCAUGCUUGAGCUGUCGUGGAAUGGGUCUAAGAACAUUGACCUGGGAGGAGAAGAAACUAGAACCUUCUUGAAUGAUGGAGAUGAAGUCACUAUAUCAGGUUACUGUGAAGGAGAUGGCUACAGGGUGGGCUUUGGGACGUGCCAGGGAACAAUCCUUGCAGCUUUGCCGCUCUAAAACAGAUGUCUACUUACACAAGUAUUUCACUUGGCUUUGAUGACAACAAUGAAAAACUGCAACAUGGACAACUCCUUUCCCCUCACUCUCCUCUUCUCUUUAAAAGAGGUGCUAUGGGCUUUAGUAAAUAAUAAAUGCAGAUUUCUCUCAGUGUAAUCUCUGACCUUGUUACUGAUAUAUAAUGAAAUAUCCAUCCAGCAGAGAGAUUGUCCCGUAUCAUAUCACAAUGUUGCUGCUGUACCAGGAUCAGUGUUACUGAUGUUUUGUAUCUCCUCUAUGAUGAAAUCAUCCAUUUUAAAUUUGGUUCUGUUAUUGUCUUGUUUUCAUGCUGACUUACUCUGCCACCUCAGGAACACAGCUGCAUUCAGAAUGAAUACAUCCAAUUAUCCAACUGGAGCUCUUCCACUCCCCACUUCAAUAGGAGUUGAUCUGAGAUGAAUAUAUUAUCUCUGUAUGUCACCUUACAGAGCAGCAACUUAAAAAAUAGUUAAACGUAAAUGUUCAGAUCACUCUGAUUUUUUUGGCGCUCAGGACUUGUAAA